This is a messenger RNA of Tyto alba (common barn owl), 7202 nucleotides long. RefSeq names its product sodium/hydrogen exchanger 9B2. Gene Ontology annotation, biological process: proton transmembrane transport. The transcript has 12 exons. NCBI's taxonomy places the organism in Eukaryota, Metazoa, Chordata, Aves, Strigiformes, Tytonidae. Gene Ontology annotation, molecular function: antiporter activity. The record is from RefSeq and is a predicted model, not a curated record. Gene Ontology annotation, cellular component: membrane. The coding region runs from base 221 to 1972 and encodes 583 amino acids.
UUUUUUAAUUUUAUUUUUUAGUGCUUGACUUUGUAAGCUUAAUACUGUUCUGUUAUUUUCUGUCUCUUGUUCUUACAUACAGCAUACGUAGGCUUGCAAAAAACAUUAAAUUCCAAAUUGGACUGUGAGAGUUUUUUCACCUGAUCUCCAAGGAAGGAGACAACAUAACUUAGAAAUCUUCUAUCUGGAAAAUAGUAUUAUUUGCUUCUCUAACUUUUCUAUGUUUACUGCUUUCCUUAGGCUUUCAACAAUGGUAAAGGAGGAUACUGUAAAUGACAGUGAAGACUCUGCGCCAUCAGUAUGUGAGAGAAAUGGCAUGAUUCCCAUGCAUGAGCAAAGUGAGGAGGGACCAACAGUGGAUGCCAAAGUUACUGGUGGGAAUAUACAAACAGAAGAAACUGCUCUUUUGAAUCAUUUUGCUCAGCAACCUCCGGAACCAGUAGCAGGGCCUUCAGUACCUGCAAGAACAUGGAGGCAAAUAUUUACUUGCCCUCCUCAGGGUUUACUGGCCCAAACAGUGACAAAUGUUGCAACAGUGGUCCUGGUUUGGGCUGUGGUUUGGUCCAUCACUGGGACUGAGUGUCUCCCAGGUGGAAAUUUGUUUGGAAUUCUGUUUCUUUAUUUUUUUGCUGUCAUUGGAGGUAAAAUUUUUGGAUUCAUUAAAAUACGAACACUACCCCCUGUCCCUGCUCUUCUGGGGAUGCUGCUUGCUGGCUUCCUAAUCCGAAAUACCCCGUUCAUUAGUGACAUUGUCCAGAUAAACCUACGCUGGUCUGUAGCACUGAGGAAUAUUGCUCUGUCAAUUAUCUUGACCCGAGCGGGACUUGGCCUGGAUCCAAAGGCUCUUAAGAAGCUCAAAGCAGUCUGUUUACGGCUUUCUUUUGGACCGUGCAUCUCAGAAACAUGCACAGCUGCUGUUCUUGCCUACUUGUUCAUGCAUUUGCCAUGGCAGUGGGGAUUUAUAUUAGGUUUUGUUCUAGGUGCAGUCUCCCCUGCUGUGGUGGUUCCCUCAAUGCUGAUUUUACAAGCUGGGGGAUAUGGGGUGGAGAAAGGCAUCCCAACUUUGCUAAUGGCAGCUGGGAGCAUUGAUGACAUUAUGGCUAUCACAGGCUUCAACACUUGCCUUGGGAUGGCUUUCUCUUCCGGUUCUACUCUGUACAGUGUGCUCCGUGGAGUGCUGGAGGUUGCUGUUGGCAUAGCAGCUGGGGGGAUUCUGGGAAUGUUUGUUCGAUAUUUCCCAAGCCACGAUCAGGCAUCUCUGGCAUGGAAGAGAUCAUAUUUUGUCCUUGGACUGUCCAUGUUUGCCGUUUUUGGCAGCAUCCACUUUGGCUUCCCUGGGUCAGGAGGGCUCUGCACAUUAGUCUUAGCUUUUGUUGCAGGUGUGGGAUGGUCUGAUGAAAAGCCAUCUACCAUUCCACUGACUGAGGAGCAAGAGAUGUUGCAGGAUCAGUCCCAGAGAGAACACCAAGGACAGGCCGUGUCUAGGCCCUGGAUUGAUUAUGAGAGGGAAGUAGAAAAAAUGGUUGCAGUUGCAUGGAAUAUCUUUCAACCUUUUCUUUUUGGUUUAAUUGGAGCAGAAGUAUCCAUUACAUCUCUUAGGCCUGAAACUGUUGGGCUCUGUGUUGCUACAUUAGGCAUUGCCCUAGUUGUGCGAAUCAUAGCAACGUUCCUGAUGGUGUGUUUUGCUGGGUUUAAUUUCAAGGAGAAGGUAUUUGUCUCAUUGGCGUGGAUUCCCAAAGCCACUGUCCAGGCUGCAAUAGGUUCCCUUGCCCUGGAUACAGCGAGAAGUCAUCAGGAUGAGCAACUGGAAAAGUAUGGAAUGGAUGUACUGACAGUAGCUUUCUUAGCUAUCUUGAUCACUGCUCCAAUUGGAGCCCUGGUUAUUGGCUUGGCAGGGCCCAGGCUCUUGCAGAAGGCUCAGACAAAUAGCAAGGAGGAUGAGGAAGGUGUUGAGGUUGGAGAAGAGGCAUAGGCCUGUGAACCUUCGUAAGGCAGACAUCUACAGGAAUAUGGUCCUUCAGCCCUUACACUUCUGUUGAGUAAACACAGCAUGUCUGUAAUCUUUCUGGAGGAAACCAAAACAAGUGUGUUACAUCUGCUAUUUUAAAAGCAGCCCUGGUGGCGUUUUAUAAAAUAUUUUUAUGUGUUGACGGUGCCUUAAGAGAUGAAAAAGCUGAACAUACAGUGAAUAGGCUGGCCAGGCAGUGAGUCACUGAGAAGUUUGCAGUCAACAGUUACUUGAAAUGUGUGGGUGUGAGGCCAGGGAGAGGAUCAGAAUUGUUCAGGCAUGGAGUGGAGUCUUGAGGUGGAAUAUAAACAGAAGAAAAUGGAGACUAAUGUGAAUAACUUCUUCAUGGCUGAAACUGGGCUGUGAGAUGACAAGUUCAACAGCUGAAAGAAUGCGACUUCUGAAUGAGAGACUGCUGACACACAGUGAAUGAGUCCUGCCACAGGUUGGCGAUUCCCUCUCUUUCCUCAUUCGGGUUCCAAAACUUGCAUUUUCCUAUUAAUGUUCUUCCUCACAGCUCAUGCACUCCUUUGUGCCUUCAAGGGAUUGUCAACACUGGUCACAGCAAGAAACAGCAGUGGCACUUAUAUGCCAAGAGACAGUUGGGUCCAUCAUGGUCUGUGAUAAAACAGGUGUUGCUGGUGCUGGUAGAAAAAAUGACAGAGCUUGAAAAUGGAAUGAGGGUUGUGGGGAGGCUGUUAAGGACUGGGAGAGGGUCAUAUGGGAUUGAGUUGGCUUCUUCUGCACCUGUGUACCUCAGCCUUUGCACAACAUGAUGUCAAGGAAGGGAAAGCCAGCUCUUUGCCCACCGGGAGUGGCUAUGUUCUUGUGCUGGCCACUGUAGGACACAAAGGAGAGCGGUUUUCAGGUGGGGUUUGCUGGCAGGGCAAAGCCAAGGUGGCAAUGAGUUGUCCCUUUCUUCCUCAGCUCCUUUUGGGAAGCUUGGCAAUAGCAGCAGACCUCUUCUUAAAUCAAGAUUCAUGGGUCAGCAGUGAUCUCCUGUUGCUUUGUCCUAAGUUAAUACUCAUCAGGCUGAGAAAAUGCCACGAUCAGGUCAUUCUCACAUUUGCAUUUGAAUAACUACAGCAAAGAAAAUCAGAUAUUUGCUAAAAAUAUAGCCAGUUAGUGCUCACUUUUCUAAGAGGAGACUGGCUGGAUUCAUUGUGGAGAGUGAAGGCCUCUCAGAUUUGCCAGGGCAUUUUUUACCUCUCACUGAUGCAGAAAACUAAUACACUUUAAAUAAAGUCUUGAAAAUGAAGUGCUGAGGAGGGUGAUACAAAGUGAAAGAAGCCUCAUUCUCACCUACCUUCAGAAAGGUAGGUGAAUGCCGCGUGAAGGCAGGUGUUGUGAGGAAGCAGUGUUUAGGACACAGAGCUAGCACCCUCAGCACGUACCCACAGAUCCUGUGGGUCUUUCCAAAAACACAAGUGUGCGGCUGUGGAUCAUAGUAAUGACUGGCAACACUCGAGUCAAACAUCUUGCCAAAACAUUUCACCAGGGGGAACAAAAAGAUCAAAUGCAGUUUUCUUCAUUUUAUUUAAUAUAGAUGCCUCUUGCACAGUCAGUUGCAAUAUAGUUCACAUUUGAUUUUCCCAUUCCCUGAUGAGUUUCCUUUCUCUUCUUGACUGCCCUAAAGCCAGGAGUAAACCUCUCUGUUGAUCAAAAUCCUGUUCCUGCCUUUAGCUUUGGUAUCAGUUAGGGUUUAGUAUUGACAAAUACCUGUAAAUCUUUCUUACUCUGCCAUGUUUUGUACAAGUCCCUAGCUCCAAGUAGGUCAUUCCCAGCUCCAUUCUGAGGCAUGGAGUCAGUACAGCAUCCCUCAGAAACUGGAAGUUUUGUUAUUUUUCAGUAUGUUAAGACUGUGCCUGUAAUCAAGGUGGGCAACACCUCCCUGCAGAUUUCUACGCUGCAGUUCACUGAGCUCAUUUUAUAGGAUACCGUAUAGAAUCUGUUUGAUGUGUAUAGCUAUUCUGGGCAUCGGUAAGUAAGAAUUAAUUCUAUUUUAUCUUUUACAUUUUUAAUACGCAACACAAAGAUGUACCUAAAUACUUUUGAAGAAAACUAUCCAAAACUGUGUUAUUUGCAGUGUCCACAUCUGCCUCUGUAUACAGAUUAAUUACAUCUCAGUAUGUGUGCCUGUGCAUAUGCCUUCCUCUUCAAGCCAAAAAGAAAGCUUCCUGAGAAAUAUUUAAGGUUCAUAGCCUGCAAUUCCAGCACAGUGAUAAAAAUACCAGGAAAUUAUUGGUCAGUUUUCCCCUAACAGUUGUCAAGUACAGACAUUUUUCUUACUAUACAGACUGCUGUUCACUCUGCUUCCUCGGGGAAUGUAGAGUUCAUGUUUGUCCCCUGACCAGAAAGGAAGAUGCUUUCACACAGCGCACUGAUGAGUGGUUAGGGUGCUGUGCUUGUUGGUUAUUGUGUCAGCUAUUGACUUCUGUGCCUGUUCUACCUACUUUGUAUGGCUAACAGAGGCACUCUGUUACUUAAAUAGGGGUAGUGUUAAUAUUGCAUUUGGAAAUUAUUGUUAUUUGGAAAGUUAUUGUAUUGUAAUAACAAAUUGUAAUGUCUGUAAACCUAAUUGAUAAGAUGAGGGAAUAUGGUGUUCAGUUCAUCAGUGACUGUCUAUAAUUCUACCUAAGUAAAACUUACAGGAGUAGAAGCUUUAUAUUGCUAUAGUUUUACAAGAAGUAGAAUCCUCCUGCAGGGAGUGAUCACUAUGCCAAAUUUGGAGUCUGUUCAAUAACACACAUGUGAUGUGUAAGAAUUAUAGCCCUUUAAAUUUGAACACCACCUUAAGUAUGCAGGCAAACCUCUGACAACCACCCCUUGUUCAUGAUAGCCUCCAAUACUUGCUGACCAUAAUAGCAUCUCAUAAAUUGGAUUUAUCAUCUUCCCUUAACCUCAGCGCACUCUCAAUUUAUUCAUUAGAUCACUCCCACCAUUCCAAGUGCUUGAAUAGCUGUACCAAUGAAAAAUGUCAUCUUGUUCACUAAUCUAAACAAAACUGAAUCAAUUUUCCUUUCCUCACUGCCGUAUGUGGAUGUUUCUCACAAGACCCCAUUCUCCCAGCUUUUAUUAAAUCUUCAGAAAGAAUCAUGUUGAAGCUAUUACCUAGAUCUGCAGUUCUAAAAAGAAAAGCAUUAAUGCUUUAUAAUGCUCCUCUCCUUGCCUUCCAGAGAGGAACGAAACACUUGCAUCUUGUCAUGAAGAGAAACGUUACAUUGGGGCUCAGAACCUAAGAGACUCAGGUUUUUUAAUAAGUAUCGUGACAAUUCCAGCUGAUUUUAAAUAGCAGUUAACUCUGAGAGAUACAAUUUCAGUUUUUAUCAGUUUGGGCCGGUGAAGUCAUGACAUUUAAGACCACCUCCCUUUUAACAAAAUGCCAUGAAAUCAUUCAUUAAUAAUGAAUAAAUUCAAGCCAAUAAAAUCUUUAUGCCAUGCCAGUCUUAUUUGCAGGAAAUAAAAUUUGAGCACAAUGUGCAGUACACUAACCAGAGGAGUCCCCCUGUCACACAGACACGAUCACAGGCAUAGCGUGGGAGGGCACCAAGCACAGUUCCAGAAGGUUCCCCGAGAACCUCUGCAGCAGAAGGGUCUGAUGGCACAGCACGUUCCUGGUGGCCAGCAGCGGGCAGAGUUACAGCAGGCAGCAUAUGGGAAAAGACUGAAACUGGCCAUCUGGAAGCAGGGAGUCGCACAGGCCAGGGGAUGCAGUGAUAGUGUAAUUAUAACCACUGUUUUCUCUUGUUUUCAGCCAAACUCAGCCUUUUAGGGAAUUUAGACUGAAGUCUAAAUUUAACUGUGAAACACUCAUGGUGUAAUACAGUCACAAAACAAUGAAUGAUAGUUUUCAUAUUUUGCUUUUUAAAUGAGUGUGAGAGAUCAGAUUUUGUGCCAGCUGCACUUCAAUUACAUUCACUUUGUCUAGUAGUUGCCACAAGUCAAGACAUCUUUCUCUAAAUGUAUUUGUUUUACAAGUUUAUUUGUAGUCUACUGUAACUAUUGUUAAAAUUCAUAGUCAAAAGAAAGGUAAACAUUACUGUUCUUGUAGAGUAAAAAGGCAUGUCGCGACAUGCCAAGUUCAGCUUCCCCUGAUUUUGCAUCCAGACUGUGAAGACCUGGUCUACUGCCUCAGUCCUGUUUUUUCUUAGCAUUCGGGACAAAUUUAUCCCUUUGUGUGAACUGUGGCAAGGCAUGACCAAGCACAUCCUAGCAAGUAACUGGUUCAACUCUCUCAAUUGCUGGUGAGAUACAGGGCUCUGCAGAGGCUUCAGUGCUUAGCUGUCUAUCCCUGUAGACUUUUGAUAGAUAAUUUGAACCAACUGGUAAAUUCUGUGAGAUUUUCUAUAGAAAAUUCUGUGCCCAUGAGAGACAGUAUUAUCUUGACAGAUUUUUAAAUGCAAGGAAAUGGUCAUUUAUCUGGCUUGUCAUCUUCAUUUUAUUAUUAUCUCAUGGAAAUUAUUAAAAAGUCCUUUCUACAAAGAGCUGUGACUGAGUGCUGCUACUGCAGGCCCAUACUACAAAUGUGUUCCAUUCCCCUAUAGACAUAAGCAAAAAGAAACAAAACCCCACCCCUGUUUGUUCCAUAGCCACAUUUGUAGAUAGUUUAGCAGCAAUCUCAUCUAACAGCAAGCAGGGAGAAAAAAAUAAUUGCAUAAUCAAGCCAUGCUAGAGCUGGAGUCAAGUGGUUAAACCUCACACUGUUGUUUUCCUUUUAGAAGAGCUUUGUGGUAGAAACAAAAUCAGUUUUUCUGUAUUACUUACUCUAACGGCAUUUGUCCGAGGAGAGCAAGGGAAGUGAAAAUAGGAUUGAUGUCUGAGAAGCAACCUAUGUACUUCAGAGGAAAUCAAACUAUUUGAAUGCAGAAGUAUCCUGAUAAAAGCUGGAAGUGCAUACAGACUUUUAUAUAACAACAGCCUGCUACAAUAGCCUGUGAAUUCUAAGGCCUGAAAAAAAAUUAAAGACAGGCUUUUGCAUUUCACAUAGCAAUUUCUUCACCAAACCCAAGAAAAGGGACUUGGUGUUCAAUAUACCGCAUCUAUAAGUGAAGAUUAAGUAUAAGACACUUAGUAACAUUAAGUAUUUUCCUUUGUUAUAAAUGUUGUAUCGUAACACAAAGUUUAUGGUUUGUCCACCCAUUAAGGUAAGACCACCAUGAAGCAUUUAAACAUUAAAGAUUGUACUGUGGCUCUA